Molecule: messenger RNA, 3234 nt
Organism: Xenopus laevis (African clawed frog)
Lineage: Eukaryota; Metazoa; Chordata; Amphibia; Anura; Pipidae
Gene: sowahc.S
Product: sosondowah ankyrin repeat domain family member C S homeolog
Exons: 1
Coding region: 268-1632 (454 amino acids)
Source: RefSeq, a predicted model, not a curated record
AUUGGUUUUCAGCUUCAGCAUCGCCCCCUUUUAUUCAAGUAAAAGUGGUGCGGCCCACGCUGGGUACCAGAGAAAGGAGCGGAGAUUGGGAGAUUUCAACUCAUGAAAGGGGGAGGUUGGAAUUAACGUGUAACCGCGCUCUCCGUCUGUGGUUCAGACUGAAUAAUUCCCACUGACAUUUAGCUAACUUGCCCGCCCCCGCCGAGCCUCCCCGCUGGGAGGAGCUGAUAUGUUUUGUUCCAAACCCACCGCCUUCACCGCUCAGUCAUGACCGGACCGAGUCGGGAAUCAGUUAUCCGCUUCCUAAGCGAGCAAGGCGGCCGGGUACCAAAUCAGAAUGUGCUGGGACACUUCAGGGCGCUGCUGAAUGAGCCGCCAGUCGGUGAGUCUCGAGAAACUCUCCGCAGCCGCUUUAAAGAUAUUGUGAAUGAGGUGGCAACCGUGAGAGAAGAGGCCGGGGUGAGAUACGUGUGUCUGCGGAAAAAGUACCGAGAGACUGGAUCGGCAGCGCCCUCCCCAGAAAGCUCGGUUAGUGACCAUGAAGCGGCCAGCGAGUCCCCGGGGCACAGCUCUGAGGGGGGAAGGAAGGACUUGUCCACCAGCAUCUCAGUCACCGGAGCCCCCGGUGGAGCCGCUCAGCAGCCGCAGGAGAAAGAGGACAAAAGCGUCCCCGGGCCGAUCAAGCAGUGUCCUGGCUCCCCGGAGGUUUUUAUUCCCAGCAGCGGUAGGACUCCCAGGGGCAGUCGCAAGGGUGUGCGGGAGCCCGUGUCCCCUCAGUUCCGCAGGGGCGGGGGGCUGCUUCGAGCCGGGAAGCGGGAUUCAGACAGCUCGUCCCUGCACAGUUCCUCGUCGGUGUCCGGAAACGAGGAGGAUGAGAGCGGCGCGGCGCACGGACAAGUAGCGCUGGACCCUGUGGAGCACGCCUGGAUGCUGAGUUCGUGCCGGGGCCGCUGGGAGAGCUUACGGGAGUUGCUGAGCAACGAGCCCGGCCUCAUCACCCGACGGGACUUCAUCACCGGCUUCUCUUGCCUACACUGGGCCGCCAAGCACGGACAACACGAACUCCUGAACGCUCUCCUCACCUAUGCGCGCCAACACCGGGUGCCAAUUAAUAUCAAUGCGCGGGCGGCGGGAGGUUACACCGCUCUGCACUUGGCUGCCAUGCACGGCCACCUGGACGUCAUUAAGCUGCUGAUCGGGGCAUGUGAUGCAGAUGUGAAUAUAAGAGACUACAGUGGCAGGAAAGCGUGGCAGUACCUUGGGCCGAACACUACCCACGAUGUACAGGGGCUGGUGGGUGCUCUGCCCUACGGAGGUGAAGAAGAUGAGGAGGAGGAGGAAGGAGAGAAUAUGGGGUCGGGCCGCUGGCGGCUCUCUAGGGUACUCCCCUCACAACUCAUUGUACAUCGGCUCUCUCAGCUGCCGGAGGAUCAGCCGGAGGGCCCCGGGGGCAGCAGGACAGACCUGUACAGGAAGGGCUCUGGGCUAAAGGGCAAGCCACGACUCAAUAAGAUCCGAUUUAGGACUCAGAUUAUCCAUAACAACCUGUCCUCUGGAGACGCUUAUGAGCAAGAGGAUAAACCUCUCAAGAGUCCUGCGAGGCUCAGACCAAAAUCCAAUGUGUUCGGGUGAUCUCAACCUUGAGUGUGUCCCUUCUAUAUCUAAAUGCUAAUUACCGGUAUAUAACACACUAUCCCCCUCCAGCUACUGCACAACCAGUCCCAGCUCUCAGUUGCCUACAGAUCUUGCUGGACUACAAGUUGGAGCUUCCUUCCUUACAGCCACAUGACAUGGCAACAAACCACCUUGCUGCACUCACAUAUCUGUCAUACUUGAACCUAUUCCAGAUGAUUUGGACUUCAAUGGCUAUUACAGAAAUAGGAUGAGAGUGUAAAGGGUGGUACUGCUAGACAAUCUGCUGGACUGAUUUACUCUAGCCAUCAUUUGGAAAUGUUCUUAAUUUCUAGUGCAGAGAAGUGCACACCCAGUUUUAUGAUCUGGUAUAUCUAUUAUACAUCUGAAAACUUAAAAAUAAUGCACCAAAAUGUAAUGGAAUGUGCUCAAAAUGUAAACUUUACGCUGUCUUAAAGAUAGAGGUGGAUGGAAAAUACUUUGCCUGUAGCAGAAUAAGCAUUGACAGGUAAACUACUGGCACAGAAGUGAGAAGCAAGCAAAGCCACAGACACAUUAUUUUCCAUAAAUUGCUAUUAAAAACAUUGGCGUGCAAAUUGGGGUAUUUCCACCAGAUCCAAUUUCUGUCUGAGCAUAUAACAGUCAAAGUGACUUUUUUUUCAGCCUGGGUUUAACUAUUUUCCCCUUGCUGCUACUUGAAGCUGAAAUAUAGUGUCAUCUCUAGAAAUAAUAUUAUCUGGUAGUGUAACUAUGUUUCUUUUAGCAAGUAUAUAAAACCACCAUGUUUUGUGUGAUUGGUCUCUGGUGCAUUCACUUUAUCUUGAAAGUGGGCCAUAUUGAGAAAAUUAGAAGCAGAUUGUUAGCAAAGGGUAGCUGCAGUAUAAGCACAGUGACUGCAUCUAACACAAAAAUGGUACCUGUUGCAUCUGUGGGUGUACCACCUUUUAAAAUGCAUGCAUACUCCAGUUUGCAGCAGCUGGGGAUGGCAGCACAAGUUUCAGUCUUUAUGAUGCCACAGAGCUUGUGGUACAAAAUGUACAUGCUUUUGGUGCAAAAUAUUAUGGUACUUUAACCCGUGCAUUAGUAAAGUUUUAACACAGUUUUCAAGUCAUUUUCAUUCUUAUGAGGUGUUUUUUUAACUGUUUAAAUCAAUGUACGUAUAUAGUGUAAACUACAAUGCAUAUAUUUUUGUAUUUCUCUAUUUAGCGUGCCAUAUGGUACAUGUGGAGAUUGAUCAGAAAGCAGUACAGUAAUUCAUAGCACUUUUUGUAUACAAUUAUAUUAAAUAUUUCAGCUAAUUUUGUCAACACUGGUAAAAAUUUAUUGAUCUGACUCACUGACCAAAUCUGGAAUCUGGAGAUCAGUCUGUUCAGAGAAAUGGUCGAUUAAAGGCAACUUUAAACUAUAGCACUUAGAUUUUAAACUGACAUGGUUAAAGGUAGUGGUAGAUGACAAAACAUUCCUAAACUACAAAGACUUGCAAUCUGUAGUGAUGUGUGAGAGCAAUUCUAGUAGAAAUGAUGAGCUAAGAGCUUUUACUGUUUUAUUGUCAUUCUUCAGCAUUUAAUAACUUGCUAAUAAACCAUAACUCAUGGAACUUUU